GGCGGCAGCAGCAGCAUUAUGCGUGAUUACUGACAGGCACCAGCUGCUGCCGCACUGCCGGCUCCACGCACUAUGUGGACUCCCCGAUCUGGCGGCAGAUUCCUGACUAAUCCCAGAGGGCUGGCCCAGCCUGUGCUCCCGGGGCUGCGAGGAAGCAAUGACCACUCUUGUUAGCCCAAGUUGAAGCAAGCUGGGCUGUGCCGAGGAGCUGGGAGAGGCCAGACUAUUCAGAAGACGCAUGAGAGAGGGGCAUGAACUGAGGAGUAAACAUGUAUGGAAAUUAUUCUCACUUCAUGAAGUUUCCCACAGGCUUCGGUGGCUCUCCGUGUCAUGCUGGCUCCACAUCCAUGAGCCCGUCGGCGGCUUUAUCCACUGGGAAGCCUAUGGAUGGUCACUCCAGCUACACGAACACCCCAGUGAGUGUCCCACGGACGCUGAGUGCGGUUGGGACACCCCUCAAUGCUCUGGGUUCUCCUUAUCGAGUCAUCACUUCUGCCAUGGGCCCGCCCUCAGGGGCAUUGGCAGCGCCUCCUGGAAUGAAUCUGGUUGCACCCCCUAGCUCUCAGCCAGGAAAGCACUAUGGCGUGUACAGCUGUGAAGGCUGCAAAGGCUUCUUCAAGAGGACCAUAAGGAAAGACCUCAUCUACACAUGUCGGGAUAACAAGGACUGCCUCAUUGACAAGCGCCAGCGCAACCGCUGCCAGUACUGCCGCUAUCAGAAGUGCCUGGUCAUGGGCAUGAAGAGGGAAGCUGUGCAAGAAGAAAGGCAGAGGAGCCGGGAACGAGCCGAGAGUGAGGCCAAAGGUGCCAGUAGUGGUCAUGAAGACAUGCCAGUGGAGAGGAUUCUAGAAGCGGAACUCGCUGUUGAACCAAAGACAGAAUCCUACGGAGAUGUGAGCAUGGAGAAUUCGACCAAUGACCCUGUUACCAACAUAUGCCAUGCUGCCGACAAGCAGCUCUUUACCCUUGUUGAAUGGGCCAAGCGCAUUCCCCACUUCUCAGAUCUCACCUUGGAGGACCAGGUCAUUCUGCUCCGGGCAGGGUGGAACGAGCUGCUGAUCGCCUCUUUCUCCCACCGAUCCGUUUCCGUGCAGGAUGGCAUCCUUCUGGCCACAGGGCUGCAUGUGCACCGGAGCAGCGCCCACAGUGCUGGUGUGGGCUCCAUCUUUGACAGAGUCCUGACUGAGCUGGUUUCUAAAAUGAAAGACAUGCAGAUGGACAAGUCAGAGCUGGGGUGCCUGCGUGCCAUUGUGCUGUUUAACCCAGAUGCCAAGGGUCUGUCCAAUCCCUCAGAGGUAGAGACCCUGAGAGAGAAGGUUUACGCCACCCUGGAGGCCUACACCAAGCAGAAGUAUCCUGAACAGCCGGGCAGGUUCGCCAAGCUGCUGCUGCGCCUUCCCGCUCUGCGCUCCAUCGGCUUGAAAUGCUUGGAGCACCUUUUCUUCUUCAAGCUCAUCGGGGACACCCCCAUUGACACCUUCCUCAUGGAGAUGUUGGAGACCCCACUGCAGAUCACCUGAACACUGGCAGCCAUAGCGCCCCCGUCCCCUUGCCCCACACAGGUUUCUCCACCUCCCACUCAGCCCUCUACAACCCUAUUCCCAAAAUGUGAUGCUUAUAAUAAACGCUUUCUACAUGUGAGACUUUUAUAGGUGAAGUUUUGUAUAGAUGUUAAAGGCAACCUUUCUUUGCUAUCUAAGGGCCCGAAGUCUUUCUGGAAGCUCUUGGGAAAACUAACCAAGCCUCUGUACAUAGAGUUGGUUUAAAUUAUUUUUUCACUUGCCAUGGAAAGCAAACAAAGAAUAAAAUAAUAAAGAUGAUCUUGGCA
Octodon degus (degu) is the source of this 1828-nucleotide messenger RNA. RefSeq names its product retinoid X receptor gamma (gene Rxrg). The coding region runs from base 270 to 1520 and encodes 416 amino acids. Gene Ontology annotation, molecular function: retinoic acid-responsive element binding; nuclear receptor activity; nuclear steroid receptor activity. Gene Ontology annotation, cellular component: RNA polymerase II transcription regulator complex; nucleus. The record is from RefSeq and is a predicted model, not a curated record. Gene Ontology annotation, biological process: retinoic acid receptor signaling pathway; positive regulation of transcription by RNA polymerase II; response to retinoic acid. The transcript has 9 exons. Lineage: Eukaryota; Metazoa; Chordata; Mammalia; Rodentia; Octodontidae.